GGAUUAUUUUGGAUCACAAAGUGAAAGGUGAACCACUCUGGGUGCCCCAUACGCCACACCUCUUUUACGCGAAGAACCUUUUCGGGGCUCUCUUAUUUUUCUAAUUCGAAUUUCGUUGCGACAAUUUUUUCUGGUUUUUAUUUCUUGUUCAACAAAAAAGGGGCUUUUGUGUGUUGUGUCCCCGUGGGAGCCAUAAACGGCCCAACAGCAACAAGAACAAGAGCAUCGUGUGUGCCCGCACGCAGUGGAUAACCCCCAAGAAAACGACUGGAAAAUUAAAGGGAUACACGAUCACAGUCAGGAAGUGCCGUCCGGAAGUGGGGCUGCGCGACUUCCUUGAUGGGGCACAGCAAGUGAGUGUUUCGUGGAAGUGAGAGUGAAUUGAACAAAGUUAGUGGGGGGAGGCCGUCGAGAGUGAAAAGAAGUAUAGAUCGUCGUCUAGCUGCUAGCUCAUAAGCGAGAGUGAAGGUGCUCCGCGCGCGCAUUUUUCAAGUCGUCGUGUGACGAUAGUUGUAAGAAAAGGUCAGUUGGUGAGGAGAGCGUCACACACCAGCCAACCAGCCGUAGAAGCCAAUCAACAUAAUAUAUAAUCUUAUUGACACCGUUUGUGGCGAAAUUGGCCAAAAAAAGUGAAAGUAAGAUGGUCACUGACGCAUCGCGGAUGCUGAGAAGAGGCGUCACUGUACCACUUUGUGUUGUCCUCUUCCUCCUUCAAAUUUCAACUGUAGCCACAGAUACGCUACCUAUUGGUAGUCAGACUUUAGGGGGCUUAUCGGCUCGUGAAAAGCCAGAACUGUCUGAGCACCUAAGCGCUGUGAUUGGGGAAGAUGUAGCUAAGAGUAUUGAAUAUAAGCGUCAAGUUGAGGAAGCCGAAUUGGGUUCAACAGCACGUCCACCACCCCUAACAACCCCCAGCAGUGAUUCCACCCCCAAGUCUCGUAUUCAGAUUAAGACAGCCCCCAAUGGUGUUGACUACGAAUACGAGUACGUGUACUACUACUACGACGAAGAUGAAGAUGCCAAUAAAACUACAACUGCUAAUAAUCAAGAACGUGGACGGAGUAAGUAUCAAACAAUUGAGAGAACAUCAAAAGCACCCCCACAAGCUGAUGAAGAGAAACCCGUUGCUGAGGUAGAGGAACAACAAGAAGAUGAAGAGGAGGAGAGAUUGCCGCAAAAUACGAGAUUCCCACCAAGAUCGAGGAAUACACCUGAACAGGCAUCAACAGAAGCACCACCUGCUGCAAAGGUGAGCGUGAAGCAUCCAAGUUUGGAACUCGUGGACAGUGAUACGUUCAACACAGCUGAUAACAGGAAUUUGUAUUCAACACCUCAGCAAAAUGAUGGUGCCAUGGAGAAGGCUGCAUUUGAUUUGUAUGUAAUUCUGCAGAAUGAAAAAAUGGCCGUUGAUGCAACUGCCGAAACUACAACGAAGGACGCAACAACCGUCGAGGCUACAACUGAAAUUGAAACAACAACACAAGAAGUCACAACAACCACACGCAGGACAACCACGACAACAACCACAACCACAACAGAAGCACCCGCCGUGGAAACGCGUCGUAUUGCACAGAAUAAUGUUGCAGCAGGAACGAGGAAUAGAUUUAAGUUGCGUCCUGGCACAACAACAACCACCACGGAAGCUCCUGCUGCUGAGAAGACGGGCUUUGUGUCGAAGAGUCGUUACGGGGGUAAGCCAAGUGGGAGCAGAGUGAACACCUUUGGACGCAAUCUCAGUACCACAUCUGUGCCAUCAACAACAAGUCAGACUGAAACCGAAAGUAAACCUUCUUUCGGGACACGCGGUACAAGAAGCUCUCCUUUUCAUGCAGCUCGCAAUCGCUUCAACAUCCGCUCAACGACUGAGGGUACGUCUCAAGUACAAGCUGAGGAAACAUCCACAACUAGCCGUCCUGCGAGGCCACGGGCAACAUUUAGUGCACGAUCAAGAUCCCGCCUUACAACGGUGGCACCGUCGGAGGAGGUUGCCAAUCGCACGGAGACUACAACAGCACGUCCUAGAAUAGCCCUGCCUAGUCGUCCAGGUGCCAAUAGACUUCUAGCUCCACGGAAGAAUCCUCUGAUUCGUGGUUCGACUCCUGCACCAAGUACCGAAGCACCUGCUGCUGCUGCUGCUGGUGAAGACUUGGAAGAGUCCGAUACUUCACCUGAGACACCUCCAAUUCGUCCAGAGCCAGAGAAGACAUCAAACUAUCUGUUUGGACAGAUUGAGAGCACAACAACUAGUCAGAGUGGUUUAAAUCGACUGAAGAAUCGACCACGUAUUCAAAUUCAACCAGCUGAACGUCCCAAAACCACCCAGAACGUUUUUGCCAAUCGUAAAGUCAACCCAUUGAUUGCUCGACGACAAUUUGGUGUAACAUCCAGCACAUCGGAAUCCCCACCGGAAGUUGAGGAAACGGAACCACAAUCGGAAGAAGAUAGCGAAGAUGCUGAUACAGCAGAAGAUAAUCAUCCGGAGCAAACUGAACCACCAUCAUCUGAAGCUCCACGUGGUUUAGGACUUCUCGGUGCUCGCCGGCGACUGCCACUACGUCGUCCGGGAACAUUAUACUCAGGAGCUAAUUGAGCUCCCAUUUGCAUGUACUUAAUUUCCCCUCCCAAUAAAUCCAGGUGCUCCUGUGAGAAAA
Molecule: messenger RNA, 2651 nt
Organism: Lutzomyia longipalpis
Lineage: Eukaryota; Metazoa; Arthropoda; Insecta; Diptera; Psychodidae
Product: mucin-2
Exons: 8
Coding region: 641-2590 (649 amino acids)
Source: RefSeq, a predicted model, not a curated record